AAGCCAAUCUGUUUCUGGUAUUUUGCAUAAUGGCAACUUUAGCAAACCAGAACAGGUCUGAAGGGUAAGGAAGUGCGAGGGGAGAGAAACAAGAGGACUUGAUUCAGCUCCUGUUGGACUCCUGCACGACAUGGGGAGAAGCCCCAGUCAGGUCUCCAUGUCAGUAUCGUCCUCUUCUCUGAGUCCCCUUAGAUCUACAUGGUGCAGAGACAAGUUCCUACCACCUCCAAAGAGGGAGCCAGAGAGCCCAGAGUAGACCGAGAUUAUGUCCUGGGGGAGCCAGGUCAGAAUCCCUCAGAUCCCUAGAUCCCAGCGAGAAGAAAAGUGAAAGCACAUGGCCAAGCUUCCUGGUCAAUAGCCGUGACUGACUAGUCCAGACAGUUCAAGAGAAGUGUCUCCUGGCUGGCUCGCAAAGGAUGUUCCCGGCAUUGAGUUUCUAGGUUCUUGGCCAUGCCACAAGAAAUAAUUCAAAGGUACAGCGCAGCUUGAGUAAGUGGGCAGAAAGUUAUGAAGUACACAUGCGAAGAGGAGCACGCGGGCACUUGCAAGAAAAGAGAGAUGACCCCUCUGGUAAGCCACCUUGCCGAGGCUGCUCCUCCUACCUCAUGGAGCCUUAUAUCAAGUGUGCUGAAUGUGGACCACCUCCUUUCUUUCUCUGCUUGCAGUGUUUCACUCGAGGAUUUGAGUACAAGAAACAUCAAAGUGAUCAUACUUAUGAAAUAAUGACCUCAGAUUUUCCUGUUCUUGAUCCAAGCUGGACUGCUCAAGAAGAAAUGGCCCUUUUAGAAGCUGUGAUGGACUGUGGCUUUGGAAAUUGGCAGGAUGUAGCCAAUCAGAUGUGUACCAAGACCAAGGAGGAGUGUGAGAAGCACUAUAUGAAACAUUUCAUCAACAACCCUCUGUUUGCAUCUACCUUGCUGAACCUGAAGCAAGCAGAGGAAGCAAAAACUGCUGACACAGCAAUUCCGUUUCACUCUACGGAUGACCCUCCCCGGCCUAACUUUGACUCCCUGCUUUCUCGGGACAUGGCAGGAUACAUGCCAGCUCGAGCAGACUUCAUUGAGGAGUUUGACAAUUAUGCAGAAUGGGACUUGAGAGACAUCGAUUUUGUUGAAGAUGACUCGGACAUUUUACAUGCUCUGAAGAUGGCUGUGGUAGAUAUCUAUCAUUCCAGGUUAAAAGAGAGACAAAGGCGAAAAAAAAUUAUAAGAGACCAUGGAUUAAUCAACCUUAGAAAGUUUCAGUUAAUGGAACGGCGGUAUCCCAAGGAGGUCCAAGACCUUUAUGAAACAAUGAGGCGAUUUGCAAGGAUUGUGGGGCCGGUGGAGCAUGACAAGUUCAUUGAAAGCCAUGCAUUGGAAUUUGAACUCCGAAGGGAAAUCAAGAGGCUCCAGGAAUAUAGGACAGCAGGCAUUACCAGUUUUUGUAGUGCCAGAACCUAUGAUCACCUCAAGAAGACAAGAGAGGAGGAACGCCUUAAACGCACCAUGCUCUCCGAAGUUCUCCAGUAUAUCCAGGACAGUAGUGCUUGCCAGCAGUGGCUCCGCCGACAAGCCGACAUUGACUCUGGCCUCAGUCCUUCCAUUCCAAUGGCUUCAAAUUCAGGUAGACGGAGUGCACCACCCUUGAACCUCACUGGCCUCCCUGGCACAGAGAAGCUGAAUGAAAAAGAAAAAGAGCUCUGUCAGAUGGUGAGGUUGGUCCCUGGAGCCUAUUUAGAAUACAAAUCUGCUCUAUUGAAUGAAUGUAACAAGCAAGGAGGCUUGAGACUGGCACAGGCAAGAGCACUGAUCAAGAUAGACGUGAACAAAACCCGGAAAAUCUAUGAUUUCCUCAUCCGAGAAGGAUACAUCACUAAAGCCUGAGGCUCUAAGGACUUGGGAUCAGAAAUCAGAAGUUUGGAAUGUGGUGGGUUAAAGGACAGUAUGGGCAUUCUGGAGAGUUUUGUUUUUGAGCUGAACUCUUAUUGUUAAAAAGCCUCUUAAGUUGUAUUGUCUACUUCUUCACCCUGCUUUAAAACACUCCUGUUGUUGGUAUUGUGUGCUAGAUAAGCUAUGAUUAAACAUGAGUGGGCAUUCAUUCCUAACACCUCUUGUAACUAAAACAAGAACCAUAGUACCUCACAUUAGUGUUGGUAGAAAGGCGUUCAGCUCAAAUCCUUGUACUUGGGAAGUAGGUUUUCCAGUUCUCUGUUUUGCCUUCAAGCAUUGCAGAAAGGUUAUGAAGUUAUUAAAAUAAAGAGAAAUGGGAAAGCUUUCUCUUUCCUUCUGUGAAUUUUUUAAGCUGACAACUAGAAACUUGUAUUUAUGAGCAAAGGUGGUCUUGUUCCAAAUUGCAUCUUUACCUUUAAUGUCUGACUUGGUACUUUACAGUCUGGCUGUCUGAUCUGCAUGAGACUUCUGAGGAGGUGGCACUGGAUAUAAAAUGUCUUGUUAUUUUUAGAAUUAAUGGAUUAAAGUGUUUUGUUAUUUUUAA
Molecule: messenger RNA, 2475 nt
Organism: Choloepus didactylus (southern two-toed sloth)
Lineage: Eukaryota; Metazoa; Chordata; Mammalia; Pilosa; Megalonychidae
Gene: TADA2A
Product: transcriptional adaptor 2A
Exons: 15
Coding region: 519-1865 (448 amino acids)
Biological process (GO): regulation of transcription by RNA polymerase II; chromatin remodeling
Cellular component (GO): SAGA-type complex; nucleus
Molecular function (GO): protein binding; transcription coactivator activity; chromatin binding
Source: RefSeq, a predicted model, not a curated record